AUGCCCGAGGUGGCGCGGCGGCCCCACUCUCUGGGGUCCAUUGAAGAUGACUGGCCCGUUCCACUGCUGCAACCCGUCCCGCGACGGCCCGUGCCCAAUGUUCCGGCUCGCGCGACUUUCUUACCGUCCUCUCGCAGUGACUAUCAGUUGCAAAGACCCGCGAUUAUGACGAACGGUUAUGGUGCAGUGCCGCCGUCUACUUCGCGUAGGUUAUCUUUACCCGGCGGUGGACAGAACCCGCCAAAGAUGUCUGCUACGUUCCAUGGGUUAUCCGCGCUAAUGGGCGUGCACCCGCCCAUGGGUAUGGGUACACCCAUGGGCACGCCAAUGACUCCGAGUACACCAGCAGCUGUAAGGGAAGCGGUGCGACACCUACUUCAGCAACCUAGAAAUGGUUUUCCCAUCAUGGAUCAUAAACUUUCCUUAUUCAUUGACAUUUUGGAUGCACAGGAGAGAUUUUCACAGGUGAUUCUUAAUUCCAUUUAUUAG
Pieris macdunnoughi is the source of this 489-nucleotide messenger RNA. The record is from the annotation of a GenBank genome assembly. NCBI's taxonomy places the organism in Eukaryota, Metazoa, Arthropoda, Insecta, Lepidoptera, Pieridae.